This is a messenger RNA of Erigeron canadensis, 2104 nucleotides long. RefSeq names its product LEAF RUST 10 DISEASE-RESISTANCE LOCUS RECEPTOR-LIKE PROTEIN KINASE-like 1.2. Gene Ontology annotation, molecular function: ATP binding; polysaccharide binding; protein kinase activity. Gene Ontology annotation, biological process: protein phosphorylation. The record is from RefSeq and is a predicted model, not a curated record. Lineage: Eukaryota; Viridiplantae; Streptophyta; Magnoliopsida; Asterales; Asteraceae. The transcript is spliced from 3 exons. Bases 1 to 1965 code for a protein of 654 amino acids.
AUGGCUGUUUUAGAAACUAUAGAUACAAAAUAUCCCGGUUGCCCAUCAUACAAGUGUAGUGGCACCAUAAUCGGAUACCCUUUUUGGGUUAUACCGAAUCAAACCAACAACGGCCAGUUUUGCGGAUAUCAUGGUCUCGGAAUCAACUGCUCCGACCUAGAAGGAACAGAUCGUCCCACAAUUUAUUUGAAGAAUGAUUUGUAUCAUGUAAGAAACAUAACAAAUACAAGUAUAAUUCUUUCAUAUAACCAUUUUCCCGUCAACAACACUAUUCCUCUUGUUGAUCAGUGUCUGAAGGUGAACCGUACUAUUGAAUUGGAGAAUUUGCCUUUUAAUUUCUCAAACAAUAAUCUGAAUUUAAGUUUUCAUUUUAAUUGCUCUAGACCACCUCCCCCUGAUUACGCAACUCCUAUACCAUGUAUGAAUUCGGUUAGUAAUAGGUCGUACGUUAACGUUAUUCAUGACAAUUACGAAAGGUUUGAUGAUUGGGACUGUAAUGAGAUCGUAACGACUGUGUUCGAUUACGCGACUCUUUGGAAAACAACGUUGUCUUGGAGAGAUUAUGCGAGCGCUUUGAUAUAUGGAUUCGAGCUAAACGGGCAGAGGCCAGACGACGAGGAUUGUGAUAAAUGUGAAGAAUCGGAUGGGCGGUGUGGCUUCAGACAUGCCAAUAAUACCCGCCAGUUUCUGUGUUUUUGCUCCGAUGGUACCAUCACAACCAACAAUCACUGCAAAAAAGGGGAUAAAGUAGAUUGGAAACGCAAGCUUGCGAUAGCUUUAGGUUCUGUUGGAUUUGGGAUUAUCCUCAUGUGUGUGGUUUUUUAUUUCCUGAAACGACGAGAUAUGAAGAAACGUAAUUAUGGUUCAUCUUAUAUCUCACGGAAAAUAUCUUCAUAUGCAUCAUCAAUAACAGAUCCUGAGAAGAGUGAAACUUAUCAUGGUGUCCAACUUUUCAAGUACAGAGAGCUUGAGAAAGCUACAAACUAUUUCGAUUCUGCAAAUGAACUUGGAGAUGGUGGCUUUGGUACAGUCUACCAAGGCAAACUCAAAGAUGGACGUGUAGUAGCAGUAAAACGCUUAUACGAAAACAAUUACAAACGGGUAGAGCAAUUCAUGAAUGAAGUAGGAAUCCUUGCUCAUUUGCGCCACCAAAAUCUUGUAUCUCUCUAUGGUUGCACCACUCACCAUAGCCGUGAGCUUCUACUUGUAUAUGAGUACAUUCCUAAUGGCACGGUUGCUGACCAUCUUCAUGGAGAAAAGUCAAAACCGGGUUCCCUCACAUGGAACACAAGAAUGAGCAUUUCUAUAGAAACAGCAAGUGCAUUAGUCUACCUUCAUGCUUCAGAUGUUAUCCACAGAGAUGUAAAAACCAACAACAUCCUUUUAGACAAUAGUUUCACCGUGAAAGUUGCUGACUUUGGAUUAUCCCGACUAUUUCCAAAUAAUGUGACACACGUCUCUACUGCACCACAAGGUACCCCGGGGUAUGUGGACCCAGAGUAUCACGAAUGUUACCAGUUAACUAGUAAAAGCGACGUCUAUAGCUUUGGAGUUGUACUAAUCGAGCUUAUCUCAUCAAUGCCGGCUGUGGACAUCACUAGGCAUCGACAUGAAAUAAAUUUGUCAAAUAUGGCUUUAACCAAAAUUAGGAAUGAUGCACUCCAUGAGCUUGUUGACCCAAAUCUUGGAUUUGAAUCCGAUUAUGAUGUUAGAAAGAUGAUUACUGCAGUAGCGGAAUUGGCUUUUCUGUGUUUGCAAAAUGAUAGGGAUAGUAGACCUACAAUGGGUCAAGUAUUAAAGACACUUUUAGAAAUUCAAAAUGCAGGGCACAACAAGGUGAAGAAAGACGUGUUUGAAGGUAUAUGUGAGGAUACCGUGUUGUUGAAUGAUAAUUCUCAAACGUUGUCGCCGGAUUCUGUUGCGAUUGGUUGGAGCACCUCUACGAUGUCUUCUUCAAACGGGUGAUACGGAGGUUUAAUAAGUAACGUGUAUCUCUGAAUUCAAGUUUAUGGUAACAAUCUACUUAUGUUUGUAUUACAUUUUGAUGUUAUAUGAGCAGACGUGUAUAUAAAUAUAUAUCAUCCCUUUAGCGUUUAGUCAUUCA